Paracoccidioides brasiliensis Pb18 is the source of this 1479-nucleotide messenger RNA. RefSeq lists its product as uncharacterized. Gene Ontology annotation, cellular component: cytoplasm. The record is from RefSeq and is a predicted model, not a curated record. The transcript is spliced from 2 exons. Gene Ontology annotation, molecular function: calcium-dependent phospholipid binding; calcium ion binding. The coding region runs from base 1 to 1479 and encodes 492 amino acids.
AUGGAUCCAUCGCAGCAGCAGAACCCGCCAGCAGGUGUCCCUCAGCAGCAGCCGCAGCCUCCUGCUGGCUAUGGCUACCCUCCUUACGGCCAAGCCCCUCCUGGUGUUCAAUGGCAAUAUCAUGCAGCUCCUCCCGGCCAGGUUCCCCCGCAAGGCCAGGCGCCCCUCCAAGGACAAUAUUUUCUUCAGGGAUAUUAUCCUCCGCCGGGACAGUAUCCACCAGCACCUGGGCAAGCGCCACCACCAGCAGGCCAACAUGUACAUUAUCCUCCUCCUCCUCCUCCUCCUCCUCCUCCUCCUCAACAACAACAACAACAGCCAUACGGCGCUCACCCAGGCCAAUACCCGCCCCCAGCGGGAUACCCAGGUUACCCUCCGCAGCCAGGAUACAGCUACGGCGCCCCUGUCCCAGGUCACCCCCAGGGCACUCAAGUCCCGGCAGCGCCCUCACCGGGCUAUGAUCCUGCCCAUGUCGCAACAGGUGACAUGACCGAUGAAGCUCGAAAGAUAAAAAAAGCCAUCAGCGGCUUCAACACAGAUGAAUCCAAGCUCAUCCAGAUCCUCUCGAAGCCGGAUCCUCUCCAAAUGGCGCUCCUGCGCCAAACAUACCGGCACGCUAUCGGCAAGAACCUCGAAGAGGCGCUGGCAGAGAAGCUGAAACGAGACUUUGGUGAUACCAUCCUCGCUCUCGUCCGCGGACCCCUGAGGAACGACGUCGUAUACCUCCGCAACGCCCUCCCACCACAAACCGCCCAGCCAAACCCAACCCCAUCCUCCACCCACGCCCUGCUGGACGACGUCCUCCUCCGCCGCUCCAACGCAGACAUACACGCCAUAACAGCCGCCUUCAAAGAAACCUACAAGACCGAUCUCCACACCCACCUCACCCCGACAAACCACAUCAGCGGCCCGCACCACACGCUCUUCAAACACGCCCUCAAUGCCCAGCGCAUGGAGGAAUGCACCGCGCUAGACCCCGCCCUCGUCGAAGCCGACGCCGACAGAUUCGACAGAGCGCCCAGAAACAUCGACCCGGGCAGCAAGGAGGAGACGGACCUCGCCACCCUCCUCGCCCAGCGGAGCGACAACCACCUCCGCGCCGUCAACGCGGCCCUCACCCGCCGCCCAGCCUUCAGCCCCGCCACUGGAACCAUGACCUUCGUGAAGAAGGUGAAAGCCAUCUGGGCGCGUCCGGAUCGGAAGCUCAUGCGGCGCAGCGCGUUGUAUGUUGUCCGUGGGGCGCUGGAUGGGCCGGGGACGGAUGCGCAGAUGCUAUACAAGUGUAUGAAGGGGAUGGGCACGAGGGAUUCGUUGCUGAUCGCGCGGGUUGUGAGGCUGCAUUGGGCCCGGGGGGGUGGGAGGGUGGGCGAGGUCAAGGCGGCGUAUAGGCGGAGGUAUGAGCGGGGGCUCGUGGAGGCAGUGGAGAAGGAGACGAGCGGGGAUUAUGAGAAAGCUCUGGUUGCGUUGUUGGACGGGUAA